Molecule: messenger RNA, 2108 nt
Organism: Poecilia reticulata (guppy)
Lineage: Eukaryota; Metazoa; Chordata; Actinopteri; Cyprinodontiformes; Poeciliidae
Gene: tmem165
Product: transmembrane protein 165
Biological process (GO): calcium ion transmembrane transport; Golgi calcium ion homeostasis; Golgi calcium ion transport
Cellular component (GO): Golgi apparatus
Molecular function (GO): calcium ion transmembrane transporter activity; manganese ion transmembrane transporter activity
Source: RefSeq, a predicted model, not a curated record
UCCAAUCAGGUGUUGGCUCUGUUAACUCAAUGCUGGAGCGACAUUACAACUUCUCUCUUGAGUUGGCCCAGUUGGUUUCAUCGUGACGUGUAACACCGGGUACUGAAUAGUUUGUAAAAAUGAAGUUUGCUUGUUUUGUUUAGGGCAAAAUGAAGUGAAUUCGGGGUAGAAGAUAGUCUUACAGCUCGUGUUGGGUCGCUUCCGGUAGCAAUAAUGCCUGUGUUGUUGGGAAGAGGAGAUGGAGGAGCUAACAGAAGUCUGCUGUUUCCGCUCGCCGCCGUGUUGCUGCUGUCGGUCGGAGUUGCUGCCAUUCAGGAGGAGCAGAAAGCGGUGCAGGAACAGCCGCAAAAUGAGAAAGCCACUAGUCCCCAUCCAGUGGGGCCGAUCGUUACUGAGAAUGGCUCCAUCAAAGGAAACCUGGGUUUCAUCCACGCCUUCGUGGCCUCUUUCUCCGUCAUCAUCGUCUCAGAGUUGGGAGACAAGACGUUUUUCAUCGCAGCCAUCAUGGCCAUGCGUUACAACCGCCUCACCGUGCUGGCAGGGGCAAUGCUGGCUCUGGGGGUUAUGACUUGUCUGUCAGUGUUGUUCGGCUACGCCACCACAAUCAUCCCUCGAAUCUACACCUACUACGUGUCCACUGCACUGUUUGCCAUCUUUGGGGUGCGCAUGUUGAGAGAGGGGCUGAAAAUGAGUCCAGAUGAAGGGCAGGAAGAGCUCGAGGAGGUCCAAGCAGAGAUCAAGAAGAAAGACGAGGAACUCCAGCGCUCCAAGCUGGCCAACGGCGCUCCGGACGUGGAGGCAGGAGCAGGAACCACCCAACCUCAGUCGAAGUGGCACAGACUGAUCUCACCGAUCUUCAUCCAAGCUUUCACCCUCACCUUCCUGGCAGAAUGGGGGGACCGCUCACAGCUGGCCACCAUCAUUCUAGCUGCCAGAGAGGAUCCAUUUGGAAUUGCAGUAGGUGGGACAAUCGGCCACUGUUUGUGUACAGGACUGGCUGUGCUUGGAGGGCGAAUGAUUGCUCAGAAGAUUUCUGUGAGGACAGUUACCAUCAUCGGAGGGAUUGUAUUUCUGGCGUUCGCCUUGUCUGCCCUUUUCAUCAAGCCAGAAUCUGGAUUGUAAUUGGUGGACAAAAACUGUUCAUUCUGUAAAUGCGUGUAAGAUAUGGCCAACUCGCUGGAAAGAGACUUUAAUUCAGAUUCAGUAUUUGGAGUCUAUUUCUGAGUCCCAGCAGCUUUUUGUCCAUGUUGACUUUUGAGGUUAUUUCCGUCGUAGACGUCCAAGAAUCAUUUAACGGUAGAAAAGCGGACUUUCUAAUAAAAACGGAAAACGUCCAUCUUAGCACCUCGUACAGCCUGCUUUUCCUAGGAAAGCAUUUGUUCCGCUUCUGUUCGUGACUCGGGUGAAUUAGGAAACUAGGAGUGCAUUCCUCCACAAGUUCAAACACGUACACAUCACGGCAACGGGAAGAGCAGCUGCUCGCUUUCUGCGAGACGUUCUACCUUUCAUCAAAGAGCUUCGGAUCAAUCUCGGAACAGGAACCCCUAUUUUAAUGUUUUUUGUUUUUUUUGGAGCAACAGAAUCAUUGAGUUACUGCGGCUGCAGCCUGAAGAGGAACUGUAGUUGCUCGCUCUUAAGAGCUUCAUUCACUUCUGAAGGAGUGUUGAAGAAACCCUACACUUGACCUGAUAGCGGACCUCUUAACUUUACACAAAGUUAAACUGAACCUGACAUGCAGUCCUUUUCUCAACUUUGCAGGCUCGUUGUAGGCACUUUCAGUUUGCAUGGUACAGUACUGACCUAGUGGACCUCCUUUACUCUGAUCAGUAAAAAUAAAGUCAUGGAGUAUCGGGGUCAGUGGUUCUCAUCUAGAUAUCAAAGCUUUACUGUACCAUGUUAUGCAAAAAAAAAAAACAACAUUGUUGGAGAAACAGUUUGGUUGCUUUUAAAUGUUUAGUUUUUAUUUUUUUGUUCUAACCUGUUCUCUUAUUUUUGACUUCCACUAAGAUGAUGCGUUUUUUCUCUCUCUAUGCUUUACACCACAUUAGAAUUGGACACAGUGCAAAGAGUAACAGCGGCAGUAGUGGCAAAUGCUAGUAUUGAUGCCU